GCGCUCAGCUGGAGGGCCGUUUGUUUGCCUCCGGCCCGCGCUGCCUGCGGAGAGAGCGGAGCUCAGCAGAGCUCGGGGCAGCGCCGCGCAGCCGCCCCGGCCCCGGCCCCGGCCUCGGCCCCCGCCCCGGCCCCGGCCCCGGCCAGCCCCGCGGGGCCGAGAGGCUGCCUGGUGCCGGCGGAGAGUCUCAGGCCUGGAGUAAAAGGAUACAUGUUUGCUUCCAGCAAAGAAGAGCAUGUUCCCAAAUUCCUCCAACUUGGGUCAUCCACCCUUCCCUCCAAAACAUCAGCAACACAGUGGUUUCUUCGAUAAGCUUCCUCUAAGCAUACCACCUACUCUUCUCUCUCACCAGCAAAUUAUUGAUGCUCAGUUUAACUUUCAGAAUGCAGCUCUUUCUAGGGCUCUGUUGAGUGGGAACCUUGCAACUCUUCCAGCUGUUACGCCUCAGCCAUUGACUUAUGGAAAUGGCAGUCCAGUACAUACAUCUGCUGCCCCCACAUCAUUCCGAGGAAGAAAGAGACUAAGUGAGCAAAAUGUUCCAUAUGAAGUUAAACGGCAGCGAUUUCAUUCACCUCAUCACGAAACAACUGUAGUUAACCAAACAGUGCCUUUACCAGAAGCACGUAGAUACUCCUUCCCAGGAUCCAUUCCAUCUCCACUGUUUCAUGCACAUUAUGUACCAGAUUUAACUGGAUGCGUCCCUCCGUUAAGAGAUGCUUCAUUUUCAGACCCUAUAGAGACCACACUCCCUGUGGCCAAAGAUAAGUUAAGUCAGCAGGUUUUGGAGCUGUUUCAAGCAUGUCAGCAACAGACCUGUGAUUUGAACAGAAAAGAACUCUGCAGAACAGAACUCCAGAGGGAAAUUCAGCGAAUAUUUCCACAGAGCAGACUCUUUUUGGUUGGAUCCUCACUGAAUGGCUUUGGCACUCGUAGCAGUGACGGUGACUUGUGCCUUGUGGUUAAAGAAGAACCAGUAAAUCAGAAGACUGAAGCAAGGCAUAUACUCAGCUUAGUCCAAAAACUCUUCAGUACUAAACUUUCGAGCUACAUUGAGCGACCUCAGCUAAUUCGAGCAAAAGUGCCAAUAGUGAAGUUCAGGGAUAAAGUCAGCUGUGUGGAGUUUGACUUGAAUGUAAACAAUGUUGUAGGAAUAAGAAAUACAUUCCUCCUGAGAACCUAUGCAUACAUUGAGAAUCGAGUUCGUCCAUUAGUACUCGUUGUUAAGAAGUGGGCAAGUUUUCACGACAUAAAUGAUGCCAGUCGUGGUACUUUAAGCAGCUAUAGUCUUGUGUUGAUGGUUUUGCACUAUUUACAGACCCUACCUGAACCCAUCCUUCCAUCCCUCCAAAAAAAUUACCCAGACUCUUUUGAUCCUGCUAUGCAGUUGCACCUUGUUCAUCAAGCCCCAUGUACCAUUCCUCCUUACCUCUCAAAAAAUGAAUCAAGUCUUGGAGAUUUGCUAAUAGGCUUCUUCAAAUAUUAUGCCACAGAAUUUGACUGGAGCCAUCAAAUGAUUUCAGUUCGUGAGGCCAAAGCUAUUCCAAGACCUGAUGGUAUUGAAUGGAGAAACAAAUUUAUUUGUGUGGAAGAGCCUUUUGAUGGGACAAACACAGCUAGAGCUGUACAUGAAAAACAGAAGUUUGACAUUAUCAAAGAUGAAUUUAUGAAGUCUUGGCAGAUAUUACGAGACAAGAAAGACUUGAACUGUAUAUUACCUUUAAGAACAACCAUACAGAAAAGAUAACCGACUUCUUUCAUUUCCUCCUUAUUGGAUCCUGCUGAAAUAAAGAACAGUGUCAAAAUCAAGAUGCAGUUACCCCGUGGUUUUUUAUGACGUGUUUUUCUCUUUAAACUUUUGUUAAGGAAAUGUUUAUAAGAAAGAUUGCAUAUUUUAUUAUUGACAUUUGUUAAUACAGCUGUUCAUUCAAAGAUAUGUUUUCUGAAAAUGCUUGCAUUGUUGACUUCUACAAGAGACUGUUGUGACUCAAAGCAGCCCAAAGGAAUAAAUCCAUUUUAAGGAAAGUAUUGGAAUAUAUUGACUUGUUGUUUCCAUAAUCUGUGUAAUCAUUAAUUCAGGCACAUUUAACCAUGAAAUAAAGGAAUUCAGAGCUAAACAA
This is a messenger RNA of Rhea pennata, 2117 nucleotides long. It is a transcript of the gene TENT2, whose product is annotated as terminal nucleotidyltransferase 2. The transcript has 15 exons. NCBI's taxonomy places the organism in Eukaryota, Metazoa, Chordata, Aves, Rheiformes, Rheidae. The coding region runs from base 236 to 1744 and encodes 502 amino acids. Gene Ontology annotation, molecular function: poly(A) RNA polymerase activity. The record is from RefSeq and is a predicted model, not a curated record.